CGAAGGUGGCUAAGAGUUUGUAGUAGCAGGCAUGCAUUCGCCUUAUAACCUUUUGCUCGCAGACUUAAACAUGACUCGAGAUUUCUGGUUAUACCAACCCUAGUAAUUUUCAUGACUAUGUAUAUAAUUUCUUGCUAAGCACAUAAGUAUUAUAGAUUGUAUUCUCUUCGACCUCUAAGAAUCGACUGCCACUUGUGAUCAGUCUUUGCUGUACAACGCUAGGUGCGAGAGGUGGAUGUCAUUUGCCCUGCAAAUCCAAUUAACAUCGUGUCAUAUUAACGAUCUAAGCUCGAACAUGCUUUCAUUUGGCCAACACAAACACGUUUUUUUCUUCUUCUUCUUCCAAAACAAGAGCUUCUUUUGUGCUUUCAUCUCUCCUCUUAAUUAUCUACACACCUUCAACACUACCCCCUCUUUCUUCAACAUUACACCAUGUUGGACAUUGCCCCUUCUCAAGCUCCACUCCAUGUGCCUAUGGGCCAUAUGCCUUUUACGUUACUCAAAAGCCCACUACCACGCAAUGUAACUAGUGUACUUGGGCCUCUUCUUGGCAACGGGCCACCCUGGACCACGGUUUGCUCUAUCGUAUUCCCUUUGGCGGCUUUGGAAUUGAAAUGAUUGAUGGAUUUCGGUGAGAAAUGGAGAUAAAGCCCAGCCCACCGGAGGCUGUAUACGGACCAAAACGAAUCCGUAAGCCCAUGUUGCAUUCGAAAUGGCCCAAACCUACACUUGAAAGAAAAAAAUUAUAAUUACUUGGAAAUUUCUCGGCAGCUGAUUGGCUAACAUAAGCUUUUCGAUCCAAUAGGAUUAUUUUAAUAUUCCUCUUUUUAUAUAUUAUUUAAUUUAGUUCAAGUUUUUCAAUAAAAGCUACGCUGCGGCAGCGAACGGUCACCGACGAAAUAAGAAAGCACAAAUCCCGACCGUUGGACCGGCCGUGGAGAUGGCGACAAGUGUCCUCCUCCCGACAUCUCGCCUUCACCAUUCAAUUUAUUUCUGUUUUUUUUUUCUCCUUGGGGGAAAAUAGGAAAAAGAGAAGACAAAAAUGGGAAAAUCAAACGGAUAAAGCCCAGAAAGAGACAGAAUAACUCCUCUGCUUUCAGUCCUUCUUCUGCUCUGCUAAAGCUUACUUCAUAUAUUGUUCUUAUUUUUUUUAUCAAAAAGAUUAAAUCUUUAUUUAUUAUUGUUUUCCGGGUUUGGCUCACUCAGCUGAGCUUGUGUGGCAUCUGCUUGUGCGCUAGUGUUGUUCUCGAAAUAUCCUUUUUGAGGGUCUCUCUCUGUUUGUGUGUGUUUCUUUGCGUGCAGUUUUCUGGUGGGUAAAAUUGAACUCUCUCUCUCUAUAUCUUCUUUCUCUCUCUAUCCCCAUCUCUAGCUACCACUUCUCUGGGUGGUGCAGGUUCGAAAGGGUUCUUAUUAAUUUCUCGCUUUGGUGCUUUGUGGGUGGAAGUUAGGUGAAAAAGGGUUUGCAAGAGAACCGACAUGGCGAACUCGGCGGAGAAGAAGGAAGAGAUCAAUACUCUUGUCCAGGACGAGGGUUUCUCGGUCGAGCUCCCUGCUCCUUCCGGCUGGAAGAAGAUGUUCUUCCCCAAGAAGAAGAGUGAAAUCUCAUUCAUUGCCCCAACUGGGGAGGAAAUCACUGGUAGAAGACAGUUAGAACAGUAUCUCAAGGCACACCCUGGUGGCCCAGCUGCAUCUGACUUUGAUUGGGGCACUGGUGAGACCCCAAGGCGGUCAGCAAGGAUCAGUGAGAAGGUAAAGGCAACCCCAUCUCCUCAAAAGGAGCCCCCAAAGAAGCGUGGCAAGAGGUCAUCAUCAGGUGCCAAAAAGGAAACUAAAGACACAGGAACUGGCAAUGAAGCAACUGAGGAGGCCAAAGACACCAAUAUGGAGGAAGCCGAAGGAACUGGGAAGGACGAUACCGAGGCAGAAAACAAAGAAAAUGCUGUUAAGGAAAAUCUGGAACAGGGUGAAGAAAAAGCACAAGAUCCCGAUGCAAAGAUGGAUGCAGCUGAUGGAGCUCCACCCCAGAAGGAAGCUGAUGUAGCUGAAGAUCAGCAGAAGGGGAUCUCUGAUGCAGUGGCUGAGAAUGAAAGUGAAAAGAAGACUGAUGCUGAGGCUGAGACAACUCAGGAAAAGGAAGAGCAACCACAGGUUGAGGCAGCAGCAACUAUUGCAGAGGAGAAGAAAACUGAAGUUGAAGGGGUGGAGAAACAAGAAGAAACCAACAAAGGGGAACCGGCACCUGAAGGAGAGUCCACCAAGGACAAAGAGGCGGCGGCAGCAAAUGGGACUGCUGAGAAACCGGAUGAGACAACCACCAGCCAGCCAACUGAGAAAGUCGAAGGAGCAUCAGUUGAGAACGGCAGUCAUGCUGCUACUGCUGCAGCUACAGCUACUGCUACCUGAUGAUGAAAUUCCUUGUUGAAGGACUUUCAUUUGGUGGUUGUUCUUUUGUUAAUGUAUUACACCACCCCUUUAUUUCCCCCUGACCAUUUUAGGCAUUUGUGAGUAUUUUGGAUGACUGUAGUAGUCGUGAUGUUGUAAGGAGUUAGCAUCAUCAGCUCUCUGAUUGUUCAUUCAGACAGUGGUGUGAUAUAACUGCAGAUUAGGUGUGCAUUGUAGCAAUCUCCUCAGGGAGAGACUUAAGUAGAAAGAAAGACAGACACAACUUGUUAGCCUGUAGUAAGAAUUGUAACAGUUGUAUGCUGUCGGUUUACUGCUAUGUACUGCUGUUGUGGGAAUAAGCUCUGUACUAGAGAUUUAAUGCUGGUCAUACAUCCAUUGCUUGUGAUUUGAUUCAGAGUAAUUUACCUACACAAUCUACGCAAGGCGUUCUGUGGGAAUUUAACUUUUCACCUUUUCAGGUGAGAAACUUUUACAUUACUACCUACUGAAGAAGUAGAGCCGAACUUUGUAACUCAAACAAGUUCUAGCCGGAGGUUACAACUUUCUCAAAAUCGGAGAAGUAUAAAAUGCAGAUACAGGAAGACUCGGUUGCUCUUCACAUACAGUCAAUGCUCGCAAGUCGCAAUUGGAAAGGAUUGCCCUUUUGAAUGAAUGGACAAUUAGAAAAUGACGAUGCCAAUUUGUGUGUUUUGCCAUAUUCAGAGCCCUUUGAGCUGUGUAAUUAUGCCAGUCAAGGUGGUCCAUUUCUCGAAAGCUGAGGCUGAUGCAUAGAAGGCGACUUUCGAGGAUUCGAUGUCGUUGCCAACGACUGCAGAAGAAUCACAACAAAGGAUUGUUUAAUCUGAAAGGAUUCAUAUUGAUUCGAUUAACUUCUACUCUCAUGAUCAGCAAACACAACCCACCUGAAGAAAUCAAUGAAGCUAGGGAGGAGUUGAAGGUGUCCACUUCGGUUUUCUCUUCAGGGCCCGAGCUCAACUGCAUUAGCAUCGAAGGAGAACCAACUAGUGAGUGAAGAUGCUUUUGGUAAAAAGGAAGCAUUCAAAAUUGUGAAGUGGGUUUCUCAUUAAUCAUUAUCUACAUACCUUGGCAAAGGCUACAUUGGCCUUUUGAACCCAAUCAGCAUUGGUCCCUUUGCCAAGAACUGAACCAGCUGCAGGUAGGUCACUGUUCUCUAUAGCUUGGCCUACUUUACUCAGAUUGUAAACCACAUCUUGCAAAUACCCUGCCAAACGUUCAAACCCCCUUUGUCACAAAAUUCAACAUCCAGUUCACUCAAUCUGGAAGCAACAAAUUACUAACACAACC
Linum trigynum is the source of this 3708-nucleotide messenger RNA. The record is from the annotation of a GenBank genome assembly. NCBI's taxonomy places the organism in Eukaryota, Viridiplantae, Streptophyta, Magnoliopsida, Malpighiales, Linaceae.